CAAGCACUACAAGUAUCGUUAACUUUUAUUUAAAUAAAUCUAAAAUCCAAAAAUUGGCUAUAACUUAAGAAGUAAUUUAAAAGAUUUUUAGCUACCUUAAGAUUCAAUUUACUCCAAGGUACAUAAUUCGAACUUAAAAUAUAGGUAGCGUAAAUUUAAAUUUAUUUUAAUAUCAAUGAAAUGUAUAGUAGUUAUUAUUUAUUGAAUUGUUUUAUAUUUAUGUUCGUGUAUUCAUUUUAUUUAAUUACCAUACAGAUUAAUUUGAUACAAAUAUAAUAUUUUCAUUACUACACUAAUUUCUGUGUGUAAAGUAAAUUUCAAUUAUAAGUUAAUCAUUUCACAAUUGCCAUAAUAGAUACUUUUAUUGUAACUAUACUAAGAAUAACUAAAAUAUUACUUGUUAUUAAAUUUAAAAUUAUUUUUCGUUCUACCAUAAAAUAAUAUUAACUAUUUUAUUUAUGUUUUAACACCUGCUUACUUUUCAUAAUGUAUUUUAUUUAAUUUUGUUUGUACAUAAACAUUUAUAAGAAAAAUAUUUUGUUUUGAGUUAAAAAUAUUGUCAAAUGAUAACUAGGUAUUUAUUUGUUCAAUUUCAAACCAAUUCCAUUAUUGUUAAUUGAUGUUCAUUUUUUUUAUAUAUAUAUUUCCUCAAGAAUUUCUUCGUACAUCUAGGUAUGUCUGUUUUUAUUAUUAUUUAAUUUUAACUGUCAUCUUGUCGUAAUUAAAACUAAUGUUUUCCUUAUGAACCACAUAUUUUCGAAAUAAGUCAGGAUUCUUUUUUAAGUAUGGUUAGCAGAUAAAUUGUAUUAUUAACUGAUCAGAUGAAAUGUUGUAAUUUGUAUGUGUACUUUCGUUUUUAUAAUAUAUCAUUUAUUCUAUUUUAUUAAUUUAUCAUAAUUUUUAAUAUUUAACCAAAAUAAAAUAUAAUGAUUAGGUAAAAUAUAUAUGUUCUAUCAAAAAAAAAAACUACCAGAAUAAUACCUCAAAAAUCUUAUAUUAAAAUUGUGAAGUUUAAUAUACCUUGUUUAAUUGUCCAAACAUAGUAUUUUAAAUACAAUUUGUUAUAAAUUUUAGGAAAAUAUCAAUAAGUCGUAAAUACAUUGUACUAAAAUAUUUUCAAUCACAAAUCCAAAAUGGCCUACAAUCAUUUCUAUACUGGACUACUGGAGUUCGGAAUAGCAAAAAUAAACGUAUAUAAUAUGCCAUAUUCUAUUCGUAAUAUGCGUAUAAACCACGGUAUAGGGUAGGUAUGUAUUUAGCUUGAAUUGUUUGAAAUUUGUGCGUGUGUUUGUGUGUUAGUGUGUCGACAUUAUUGCGAGUGCGUGCGACUGUAUUUUUUGUAUUUUGUGUAGUUGGUAAUGGUGUAAGCCUCGUAAUAUUUGUGCCUGUGUGUUUGGUUCUUUACUUGCGUGUGCGUGUUUAAUGUGUAGUAGGUACCGUAUUUUUGUAUGCGUGUGUAUGUAUGUUGGCUGCAUUCUAUCUUCCGACUUCCAUAGUGAAAUUAUUACAUUUCAACAAAAGGCAUUAAAAUUAAUUUUUCAAGUGUACAAAAAACUACUAAAAUAAUAUUGUUUUUCUAGUUUGGUAAUUACAACUAUAACCAAGUAAAUGGUGUUAAUAAAAAAUUAGACGCAAGGCGCAUCAAGGAUACAUUUUAUUCCCUUUUGAAAAUCAUUAACAGUUCACCCGUGGUGGUGUGGACUACGUGACAUUUUAGAAAUGUGGGAUGGACGUCCAUAUAAAACGCGAUCCUCGAUACCGUUUAUAUUUAAACUUUAAAUUUUCUGUUUGUAACAUUUAAUCCUUGUUUUAAAUUUGAUUUACUUCAAUUGUUUUCAAUUUUUAUAAGAAGUGUUGCCUAAUUCUUUGUUAAAGUAAGUAAUUUUGUUUUCUUAUUCGUAUUAAAAUGACUGGAAAAAGGGACGUAAAAUGCAAACUAGAAAUUGAUGAACCAAAAGCAAAAGAAUGCCCUGAAGGAAAAUUUAUUGAUCCUGCCAGUCUCAUGGAAAAGGGGAAAUUCGUUUUUAAAGUUCCUCCCGAAGCUCCAGUUUUUGAACCCACUGCAGAGGAAUUUAAAGAUCCAUUGAAAUAUAUUGCUAAAAUAAGGAGUGUUGCUCAAGAAACUGGAAUUUGUAAAAUCAGACCUCCAUCAAAUUGGCACCCUCCAUUUUGUGUUGAUGUAGACAACUUUAAAUUUACACCGCGUAUUCAAAAGCUUAAUGAAUUAGAUGCAAGUACUAGAGUCAAACUAAAUUUUUUAGAAAAAAUUGCAAAAUAUUGGCAUUUACAAGGAAUUCGUAUUAAAAUACCUGUUUUAGAACAAAGAGCAGUAGAUUUAUAUUCUCUUUAUAAAAUCGUAGAAUUUGAAGGUGGUUUUAAUGAGGUUUGCUCAGAAAGAAAAUGGAGCAAAGUGGCUAGUCGUAUGGGUUACAUAUGCGAAAAAUCAUCUGGUACCGUUUUAAAAGGUCACUAUGAAAGAUGGCUAAAUCCGUUUUCACUUUUUCAUGCUACAAUUAAAGAUGAAAUUUAUUAUAAGCCAGUAAAGAGAGAGACUCUGGUUAAUAUUAAAGAAGAAGGUUCUUCUACUUCAAAUUCACCCAACAAACGAGCUAGACUUAGUCCUGAUGAUGAAAAAGACAUGGAUGAUUAUAUAAAAGAUCCAUUUUAUCUUAUGGAGAAUAAGGAAUUAAGAAAAUUGCAAUUUUUCGGUGCUGGGCCCAAGAUGGCAGGGUUCAGUUCAAAAUGUCGAAUAGGACAUUUAAAAACAAAAGAAACUAAAAAGUCUAAAAGAAAUCGAAAACCUACAGUUGUUGAUGAUUUAGAAAAGUAUUAUUGUCAAAAAUGUGGUAGUGGUAAAUAUGAAGAGACCAUUUUAAUUUGUGAUGGAUGUGAUUUAAGUUUCCAUAUGCAAUGUUUAAUAAUUCCAUUAACUACUGUUCCUAAAGGUGAAUGGAGAUGUCAUAAAUGUGUGAUUAAUGAAGUGAUUAAACCUAGUGAUGCAUUUGGAUUUGAACAAGCACAACGCGAGUAUACUCUUCAACAGUUUGGAGAAAUGGCCGAUCAAUUUAAAUCUAAAUAUUUUAAUAUGCCUGUUCAUCUUGUUCCUACAGACAAAGUUGAACAGGAAUAUUGGAAAAUUGUUUCAUCUAUUGAUUCUACAGUCAUAGCAGAAUAUGGUGCUGAUUUACAUACUAUGGACCAUGGUUCAGGAUUCCCUACGAGUCUUGCUCUUUGUGGUAAUGAAGAUAAUACAUUUUAUAAGUCUUAUAUAGAAGAUCAUUGGAAUUUAAAUAAUAUACCAAUAUUGAAAGAUUCUGUUCUUAGUUUCAUUAAUGCUGAUAUAUCUGGCAUGAAAGUACCAUGGAUGUAUGUUGGUAUGUGUUUUUCCACAUUUUGUUGGCACAAUGAAGAUCAUUGGAGUUACUCAAUUAAUUAUUUACAUUGGGGUGAACCAAAAACUUGGUAUGGAGUACCUGGAAGUGCUGCAGAAGCUUUUGAAGAUGUUAUGAAGGAGACAACUCCAGAAUUGUUCCAUUCCCAACCAGAUCUUCUUCAUCAGUUAGUUACUAUUUUAAAUCCAAAUAUAUUAAUGAAAGCAAAUAUUCCAAUAUACCGAACUGACCAGCGUGCUGGUGAAUUUGUUGUUACUUUUCCAAGAUCUUAUCAUACUGGAUUUAAUCAAGGAUAUAAUUUUGCGGAAGCAGUCAAUUUUGCUCCUGCUGACUGGAUAUCAAUGGGUCGCGAAUGUGUUAAUCACUAUUCAUCUCUCAAACGAAUAUGUGUGUUUUCUCAUGAUGAACUUAUAUGUAAUAUGGUAAGCUCAUGUGAUGACCUAGCACCUAAAGCAGCUGAACUUGUGUAUGACGACUUAAAUGAAAUGGUAAAAUUUGAAAGGGUUCAACGUAAAGCACUUUUAGAUUGGGGUGUAACUGAAGCAGAUUUUGUUGAAUUUGAGCACCAGGUAGAUGACCUUAGACAGUGUAUGGUAUGUAAUACUACCCUAUAUGUAUCUGCAGUAUCCUGUUUGUGUGAUCCUAAAAGACUUGCAUGUCUCCGGCAUUUUAAACAGCUUUGUAACUGUCCCGCUCAAAUGCAUGUAUUUAAAUAUAGAUAUACCCUUGAUGAAUUCCCCCCUUUAUUACGAAAAGUGAAAGCUAAAGCUGAAAUAGCUUAUGAUGAUUAAUAUAUUUCGUUUGUACACAACUGUACAUAUUUAAGCUUUUCUUGACAAACAUAACCAAAAUAUGAAAUUAUAGAAACAAAUGUAAAAUUAGAUGUAUUCAAUAUACAUACAUAUUUUAAGAAAUUAUAUUUUUGCAUCUCUAGAUAUCUGUUUAUAAUGUAUUAUGUCCUUCCUUUUUAGGAUAUUUUAUAAGUAAGUCUUAAAAUAUAAAAAAAAAUUCACUUAUAAGAUUACAUAUUGUUGAAUAAUGUUCAUUAUCUAAAUGUAAUUGUGUAUUUUUAUACACUUACUUAAAUGUACCUAUUAAAUUAGUUUGUAACUUUUUCUCAUUGAAUUAUUUGACUUUAAUAACUGAUAAUUGUUUUAAUUUAACUUAUGUAAUAAAUCUUUACAUUUUAUUAUUUACUAGAAAUUCAUAUACCUUAGAAUUACUAAUCCUUGUUCAUUUUCAGUUAUACUUGGCAUUAUUUUAUUUAAAAAUGUUAUUUGCUUUUAUAGAAUACUUUAUUUAUUUUCAAGAUAAAUAACAAUAUUUCCGAACAUAAUUGAAACUAAUUUAUGUAUUCUAACCAAAUCAAACAGUGUAAAAUGGUUUAUUUGAUCUCUAAAAUAAUAUACAAUUUUGUUUUACAAUAUGCUUAAUUGUGUUUUUUAUUUUAUUUUCAAGAAGAUAGAUUUUUAAAUUUUAAGUUCCUAUAUGAAUAUUGACUUUUUAUAUCAAUCUACAAACUUCUUAGUUUAUCAUUAUUUUUAGUACAUAAUAUGUUUAUAAUUUAAUGUUAUUGAUCAGUUGAUUUCGAUCAUAUUAGUAUUGACUUUAUAUGCUUAAUGACUUUAUUUUUUUCAACAAAUGAGUUUCCUCUUAAAAUUAUAUCACUGUUUUUAUGGUGCAAAUACAAUUGAAUGAUAGUUAUUUAUAUAAAACAAAUAUUUUAUCUUGUUAUAUUGAAAGUAUUAACUUUUCUUGUAAUAUUAAAAUUAUAUAAGUAAUAUUUUAUAAUAAUGAUUUGAACAAAUUUAUAUUUUUUCUAAUGAUUAGCUGUAUGUUAUAUAAUAAAAUACAGUUUAUAUAUUUUAAUUUCUAGUGAAGUAUAUUUUUAAGAAAACAUUAGUUAAUGUUUUUUUUUUUUUUGUAAUGUUCUGUGUAUUUAUUUUUUAGAUCUAAGUAUCUCUUCAGAC
Molecule: messenger RNA, 5362 nt
Organism: Cinara cedri
Lineage: Eukaryota; Metazoa; Arthropoda; Insecta; Hemiptera; Aphididae
Source: the annotation of a GenBank genome assembly